CCGUGAGUGGCUGCGCCCAUCAUGUUGGCCUCCUCUCUGCCUGCUGCCACUUUGUCUCUUGCACCACCACCACCACCCCCCCGCAAGUCACCUCAAGCAGCACCCACUCCUCGGACACCUCCAACCCGGCGCGCCGCUCUCUCGGCCAGCGCUCGCACACUCCACAUCCCUAUCGCCUCGCCUCACCACUGAGCCCAUGGCCGCCACGGCCGACCCCACGACGCCGCGUGCGGUGCGCCACUCGCCGCCGCCGCGCAGCAGCAGCAGCAGCUCGUCGCCCGUCGAAGGCGCACCGCUCUCGCGCAGCGGCUCGGCCAGCCACACGGCCCUCUCGGCGCCGCCGCGCCGCUCGCCGUCGCCGCCGCUGAGCAGCAACGUGCCGGAUUUGCACGCCCAGGUGCGCAAGCUGCGCGCCGAGCUGGCCACGCUGCGCACGGCCCACGACGCACUCCUCUCGCGCUCGGCUGAGCUAGCGGACCGCGAGUGGGCCGGCAGCAGCAGCAGCGGCGGCAGCGCAUACGGCAGCCCGCCGGCCGCCGCCGCCACGCAGGCGCGCGUGCGCGAGCUCGAGGCGGCGCUGGCACAGGAGCGCGCUCGGCGCGAGGAGGAGGAGGCCAAGGUGAUGGACCUGCGCAUUCGCGGCGAGGAGAGCCGCCGCGCCAUCAUGCGCUUCCAGACCGAGGCUGCCGGCGCCGCGCAGAACAACCGCCGCAGCAUGGGUCCCGCCUCGCUGGCGGGCUGGAACCCGGCCGCUCUGCCAAACGCGUCGCCGCAGCCUGGUGCCGAGGAGGACGACGAGGCACAAGCGCGGCGCAAGAGCAAGCGUGCCUCGCUCGCCUUUGGACCCACGGCACGCGCCGACAUCCUCGCCGCCGGGCGCGGCCCAGCCGCGGGCCACCGCCGCACCUCCAGCGGCGGCGCCCCCACCGACGACGGCGCCCCGGGCGCUGGUGGGCUGCGCGAGCUGCGCCUCGGCGGCACGAGCGCGGUGCCCAUCACGCUCGCAUCCGAGGCCGCAAGCUCGACAAGCCGGCGCAGCAGUCAACACAGCAUGCUCUCGCCGCAAGGCUCACACUCCGAACUCGCGCCUGACGAUGCCUCGCCCGGCGAGUCGCUGUUUGGCCUGCGCCACGCCCUGCAGCGCGCGCGCCGCGGCACCGCCGGCAGCGAUGGUAGCGAGGGCGCUGUAGGCCUCGCACCGCCGGGACGCAACGGGAGCGUCUCGCCUUCGCCUUCCAGCAUGACGAGCCCGAUCCUCGAGGACGACGACGAGAGCGGCGUCGCUACGUUCCCCGACAAUCUCUCUGUCCACUCAGACGCGCCCGGCACGGCUCGCCCGAUGAGCUUCCUCGGCAUGCACCAAGCUGGCGGCAGUGGGCCGGCGCCGCGCGCCCUGGCAGAGGCCGAAGGCAAGCUGCGCGCGCGCGAGGCCGAGCUAGAGCGCGCACGCAAGGAGAUGCGGCGCCUCGGCUCGGCGCUCGACGAGGCACGCGAGGCGCGCGAGGCGUCCGAGGUGUGCCUGCGCGCGCUGCGCCACUUCAUCGAGGAGCAGGCGGCAGCGGGCGGCAGCGGCAGCGCCAGCGGCGCGAACGGCGAGGUCGCUGCCGACGCGCUCAAGCUGCCGCCGCUGCCGACAGACCUGUCGGCAGAGGACGAGGAGGCAGUGCGCAGCCCUGGACGCAAGAACAGCAACAACGCAACGUGGGGCGCACGGCUAGGAAGCACGUUUAUGCGCGCCACGGCGGUGACGCCCACGGCUGCGAAUGGCGAAGGCGCAGCCUCGGGCAACACGUUGCGCGCGUCGCCCAGCUCCGUCGAUGCACCGGCGCCGCCGAGCCGCUCGCUCGCCAGCAUGUUCACGCGUGCCUACUCGGGCGAGUCAAACGCCAGCAACGCCUCUGCCUCGGGCACCGGCGACGAGACCGGAGCGCGACAGGCCAGCGGCAUGCCGACGCCAGGCUCCGAUUUCGGCGGCAGCGCGGACAGCGCCGCGGAGGGCGAGGCCGCAGCACCAGCCGUGCCUGCCGCCGCAGCAACAGGCACGCCGCUGCGCGGCCUCAGCAGCUGGUUCUCCAAGCGCUCCUCGGUGCUGCCAACAGGUGCCGAGGGCGUCGCAGCCGGGAGUGCCUCUGCGCCCGACAACUUUACGUCAGCGCCGCCGCCGCCGAGCAAGCGGCAGAGCGUGGUGGCCUCACCGCCCUUUGCGUCGCUGGACCACUCGCAGCUCUCGCGCGUGCCCGUCUCGCCGCCCGCUGCUGCCGGCUCGCCGCCGAAUGGCGUGAGCCUCAGCGACAAGCUGCAGCCGGCGCCGCCGCUGCUGCCGCCGCGCAUCGAGCCGUCAGAGCGGGCCAAGCGCUCGGCCAGCCGCACGAGCUCCGUCGCCGAAGACGACGGCUUCGUGGGCCCCGCCUUCACCUGACCAGCUCGGUGACGCCCGCGACUCUUCUCUUGCGCUCCUUCUUAGACUUCUCCCGGACUCCCUCUUGCCGCUUUUGUCUAUCUAUCGCGCUGCCCGACCCCCCAUGUAUUCUAGCGCGCGCAUUGUCUCCUCGCACAUACUCAACGCACACAUCCUCGCGAGAUCACGCGAGAAGUUCGGCGGG
This is a messenger RNA of Tilletiopsis washingtonensis, 2603 nucleotides long. RefSeq lists its product as hypothetical. The coding region runs from base 197 to 2419 and encodes 740 amino acids. The transcript has a single exon. Lineage: Eukaryota; Fungi; Basidiomycota; Exobasidiomycetes; Entylomatales. The record is from RefSeq and is a predicted model, not a curated record.